AUGUAUCCUGGACGAAAAUACGAACAGCAAUACGGUGGAAAACCGAGUAAUUCUGGUUAUCCAGGUUAUCAAGCACCUCCGCCUCAACAACCGGCACUUCAGCCUCUACCACCUGGAUGGUUAUCUCUGUAUGAUCAUGCUAGUCAAAAGUAUUAUUUUGUUAAUCAAGCAACUGGAAUUACACAAUGGGAACCACCUCCACCAAAUCAACAAUACUAUAGUCCACCUUCGCAACCACCUCAAAAUCAACAAUACUAUAGUCCAACUUCGCAACCACCUCCAAAUCAACGAUAUAAUGCUCCUUCACAACCACCUCCAAAUCAACAAUACAAUAAUGCUCCACCACCAUAUCAACAAUCGCCUGGUACAGCCUAUAACCAACCUCAACAAUAUCCGGCCCAAGGCUACGUAAUGUAUCAAAAUCCGAAUAUACCUUCCUCUCCAAAUUAUGUAUUAUCAAAUUGCUGUAUUAAUGACGUUCAAAAUGUAAAAAAGUUCUUGAUUGAAUUAUAUGGAUUCAGUGAAGCUAAUAUGUUGAUCUUAACGGAUGAUCAGAAAGAUCCUACAAGGCGUCCUCUUAGAGGAAAUAUUAUAGCUGCAAUGCAUUGGCUUGUACAAGAUGCAAAACCAAAUGAUUC
Racocetra persica is the source of this 638-nucleotide messenger RNA. Lineage: Eukaryota; Fungi; Glomeromycota; Glomeromycetes; Diversisporales; Gigasporaceae. The record is from the annotation of a GenBank genome assembly.